CUGGUGCGUUUUCGUUGCGCACGGGAUUUGGCCCCUCUCAGAUCAAAGGGCCCUCAGGAAAGGGGUGGUCCCGAGGCAGGGGCAUAUAUAGGAGGGACCUGCUCUAUUCUGACUGCAAGGCAAGAGCAGAGAACAGACUAAACGGGCCAGCAGAGAAAAAAAACCUGCCCCGAUCUCAAAGAGAGCUAGAAACUGAGACAUCUGCUGAUGUUUGGAGAGAAAGAGACCUGUUGGAUUUACUACAGAGUUCCAGCUUUUAUUUUAAUUUAAUGAAAGGACUUUUUUUUUGCAACAAGUCAGACCUGCACAUAACUUUAACUGAGUUUUGCACUGGAUUUGAUCCCUUUUUAGAUUGUUAUUCGUGUGCGUAAUUUGGGGGACAGUUUGUGGAAGUUCAAAGACUUGGGGUUUGUAGCUUAUAGUGGAAAACCUUUUAAAGGAUUUAUUUGCUUCCUCCUAGACACUUUAUUAUCAAUUUGUCUUUCCACUUGUCGGAUUUCACAGUUAUAUGAUGUGGGGUUUACACGUUUCCAUUGGUUUAAUCGCCGCUCUGUGCGUCGGCGCAGCGCACAGCGCCUGGGAGGAAAGCACCGUGGUGCCGGUCAGACUAGACCCGGCGGCCCGGUCGGAGAGCGAAACCGAACCGUGGCGGACUCUCUCCGCAGAGGAGAAAGAAAAGGAGGCGGAGAUGAGGGAGUACCGGUUGGACGUAUUUGGCAAAGAGCUGUUCUUGCAGCUAGAGCCUGACCAGACCUUCUUGGCGCCGGGUUUCGUCUUCCACAUUGUGGGGAGCCCUGAGUCCGAACUGACACAGGAACCCAAGAGCGGAGCCGAACCGGGUUGUUUCUUCUCUGGCACUGUGAACAGAGAGGAACACUCUGCCGCUGCGCUCAACCUGUGCCACGGACUCAGGGGCGGAUUCUACUUUCAGGGGGAAGAAUAUUUUAUUCAGCCCCUUAACUCGAGUGACUUCAUGGGCACUGAGGAGGAUGUCCACAUGAUCCGCCGGAGAGGUCGAGCAGCUCUGGCUGAGGAGGGGAGCGCCAAGUGCGGGGUCAACGAGGACGAGGAGAGGGUGCCAAAGAAUCUGGAGAAAGAAGCCAAGCACGGAGCCGCUAACGCAGACCAGACAGCCCACCACAGAACCAGGCGUUUUGUUUCCACCCCUCGCUACCUGGAGAUCAUGCUUGUGGCCGACCAGUCCAUGGCUGAGUUCCACGGCGCCGGGCUCAAGCCCUACCUACUGACCAUCAUGGCAGUGGCAUCCCGCCUUUAUCGCCACCCUACCAUCCACAACUCCAUCACUCUGGCAGUGGUGAAGCUGCUGGUUGUAUACGAGGAGGAGAGAGGCCCUCAGGUGUCCGCUAACGCCGCAAUGACUCUGCGCAACUUCUGCCAGUGGCAGCGGCAGCAUAACCCACCAAGUGACCGCCACCCGGAGCAUUAUGACACUGCAGUGCUCUUCACCAGAACGGAUCUGUGCGGUGCCCACUCUUGUGACACUCUGGGCAUGGCAGAUGUUGGCACCGUGUGUGACCCUGACAGAAGCUGCUCAAUUAUUGAGGAUGAUGGGCUGCAAGCAGCAUUUACUGUGGCACAUGAGCUGGGCCAUGUCUUCAACAUGCCUCACGAUGAUGCCCAGCUGUGCUCCGGGGUCAACGGUGCCCACUGGAGCGCCCAUAUGAUGGCCUCCACCCUGUCCAACCUGGACCAGCAGCAGCCAUGGUCCCCCUGCUCCGCCCUCAUGGUCACUACCUUCCUGGACAACGGCCAUGGUCAGUGCCUGCUGGAUAAACCGGUCAAACCUCAGCCGCUCCCUCAGCCCCUGCCCGGGACGGUCUAUGAUGCCGACCAUCAGUGUCGGCUUACCUUUGGCGAAGACUCCCAACACUGCCCUGAUCUGAGUAGCAUGUGCGCUGCUCUGUGGUGCACUGUGACCACAUCCAAUGGUUUGCUGGUGUGCCAGACUAAGAACUUCCCCUGGGCUGAUGGAACGGCAUGCGGGCAUGACAGCUACUGCCUGGCCGGACAUUGUCUCACUAAGAGCCAAGCCGCCAAACACCAGACUGCUGUCAAUGGUGGCUGGGGAGUGUGGGGUCCCUGGGGCGACUGCUCUCGGACCUGUGGUGGAGGGGUGCAGUAUUCCUUUCGUUCCUGUGACAACCCUUUGCCCAAGAACGGGGGCAAGUACUGUGAGGGCAAGAGGAUCCAAUACCGCUCCUGUAACACGGACACCUGCCCUGACACCAAUGGCCUGUCAUUCCGCGAGGAACAGUGCCUGGCCCACAACGACAUGUCAGCCCAAGUGUCUCUGGGUUCAGGCGAGGGUGUCGAGUGGGUGCCCAAGUAUGCUGGAGUUUCACCCAAAGACCGCUGCAAGCUGGUGUGCCGAGCCAAGGGGACUGGAUACUUCUUUGUCCUGAAACCUAAGGUGGCUGAUGGCACACCCUGCAGCCCCGACUCCACCUCAGUUUGUGUUCAAGGCCAGUGUGUCAAGGCUGGAUGUGAUCGCGUCAUCGGCUCUAACCAGCGCUUUGAUAAGUGCGGUGUGUGUGGUGGAGACGGCUCUACCUGCAAGAAAGUGUCUGGUUCUCUGGAGCGUGCCAGGCCUGGUUACCAGGAUGUUGUAACCAUCCCUGCUGGUGCCACCCACCUUGAUGUUAAGCAGCGUGCCCCAGGCAAUGGUCGUCCUGAUAACAGCUACUUGGCAGUGCGUCGCCAGGAUGGAAGCUAUCUGUUAAAUGGCGAAUACAAGCUGAUGACCAUGGAGACCGACAUCACCUUGCAAGGGGCACUCUUGCGAUACAGUGGCUCCUCCGCCACCCUGGAGCGCCUCCGGAGCUUCGCCCCACUCCCCGAGCCCCUCACCAUCCAGGUGCUGUCUGUGGGGGAAGCCCCGAGGCCCCGGGUUAAGUACAGCUACUUUGCCCCGAGACCCAACAGUGCUGCGUCGGUCUCCAACAUCAAUGGAGGCCGCCGCCAGUCCAUCAAUGCCAUCAGAGAGGUGGGUGGAGCCGAGUGGACCCUGAGGGAGUGGGGUCCGUGCUCCCAGACCUGUGGAGUAGGUAUGCAGCAGAGAGAGGUGGUAUGUCUAGAUCCCCAUGGUCGUCCCUCCAGAGAUUGCCCGGAGGAGCUGCGCCCCUUGGCCUCACGGUCGUGCGCCACCCAGUCCUGUCCCUCCUGGCUUCUCGGAGAAUGGUCGGUAUGCUCAAAGACCUGCGGCCGAGGCUUCCGCAAACGCCCACUGCGCUGCGUCGGCCACGAUGGGCGCGCACUAACCCAUGACAGCUGUGACCCCAAAGACCGGCCGCGACCCCUGCUGGAACUGUGUAAUCAGAGUGCCUGUUAAGGACUGCUCCCACAACCUAACCUCCUUUUCAUACCCGCAGCUUUCAGGAAGACAUCAGAUAGAAACUCUGACCUUCACUGCCUCCUCUUUCCCACGGGCAACCUAAAGAGGCCGAUGAAUGUUUACUUCCAGAGCGAGAGUGGUUUUCAUGGGUUCCAGGUAGUCUAACAGUCCCACAACGGCUCCACAAUGACUACAACAAUAAAGUCCCAUUUUUACCCAUUCCCUCCAUCCAUGUUGGGGCCAGACGUUGGUCCACAGUGGCCCUGCCUCCUAGUUGAAGCAAUAAAGACUGAUUACGGCUUGCUGCCUGUCUGGCCUCAGCGCAGCAGUGGCACAUUUUGCUUCCCCUUAGGGGGAAGAAAGCAUGGACAUUCCUGAUUUCCUAAAGGAGCAUGCUGCUUACUGUGCCAAUGUCAUGCUUUUGUGUGUGCGUGAGUGUGAGACUGUAUGUGUGUUUUAAUGCAUGUAUAUGAUGUUUGUCCAAGCUGGGCUGGACGGACACAUAAGGGUUGGGGUGGGGGAGGUUAUUGCAGAGUAUAUAAAGAAACAAAUGAAAAAAAAUAGCUGAUAUUGUACUUACUCACCCCAUCAGGUAUGGAAAAUAAGAUAGCUAAUAGUCAUAGUGUAUAUGUUCAAACUUGCCAGUUUAUUUAUCACAAACCUGUGGCACUUCAUCUUUGUUUUUGCCAGCGGCACAUUGUAACACCCAGUUGUCUCUAAAUGCCUCAGUACGCUGUACUUUGUCCUUUAGCCAUAUCUUGCCCUACACAGCCUUCAAUGAGGGAACUCCUAAUGGACCAAAGAGGAGUGUCUGUGUGAGUAUGUGUGUGCAUGUGUGUGUGUGUGUGCGUGUGUGGAGACCUAAAGAGGGACUUGUCUCCUGCUACUACUUCAUAAGUAAGUCUCUCCUGCCUUCUGCGAAGGCACCUUGUUUUUUUCUAUCAAGUCUUUUCCUUUUGUACAGAAUAUCCAAACAUUAUUUAUUUUUGUACAGCCUAUAAUCAUGUGGCUUUUUAAAAUAUUAUUUUUAUUUGUUAUUGAGAUCACAGAAGGGAGUAGAAUAUAUAGAGUAUUUAUACAGUGUUAUAUAUAUAUAUAUAUAUUUGGUCCUAGGUUCAUGAAUAAAGUAUCACAUGACUUGUGAA
Molecule: messenger RNA, 4497 nt
Organism: Perca fluviatilis (European perch)
Lineage: Eukaryota; Metazoa; Chordata; Actinopteri; Perciformes; Percidae
Gene: adamts1
Product: ADAM metallopeptidase with thrombospondin type 1 motif, 1
Exons: 8
Coding region: 509-3349 (946 amino acids)
Biological process (GO): proteolysis; extracellular matrix organization
Cellular component (GO): extracellular matrix
Molecular function (GO): zinc ion binding; metalloendopeptidase activity
Source: RefSeq, a predicted model, not a curated record